AUGGAUCCGAACACGACACCUCGCGCAGAGGAGCCCGACUCCAGGAACAGUCUUCGGCAUAUACUGGCCACGGAACCUUCAGUAGCCAUGGAAGAAUUAACACCUCCCGAUCCAGAGCCCUCGCUCCCACCCGAUGAUGAUGACGGUCAGGAUGAUCGCGCCCCAAAGUCUGCAACAUCGUCCAAGGGACCCGGGUCCGAAUUGCCCAUGUACACUGCGACCACGACCACGACGCGCCGGAACGCAAAUGGAAGCGUUUCAUCUGUCUACUCUGGCAACAAAAUACGACACUUGAAGAAGGAUGACGGCAUUCCCUUAUGGCGGAGGGAUAUUCAGUACGACUUCCUCCGCUACGUCUUCGAGGACCACCAGCAAGUAUUCCACAAGGUCUCAGAUGGAACAGGUGGCCACACUUUUGCGGACAUAUACCUAGAUGCGAUGGCAAAGAGCAGCAAGUGUUCCAAGAUCUUAAAGGAUAAACUCCUGACGGAGAGAGCUGCGGCUAUCAACAUGGCUAUGGUCUGUCUGCUGGUGAACGUUGGAAGGAUGAACACGACUCUGAACUUUUUCCCUGAGAUGCGAGCACAGCUUCGUACUUACCACUCGAUUCCAUCUCUCCAAGCGCACCAAGACCCAAAUGCAUACAAGCAGCUACAAGACGCCCCAAGGCUGAAGUCUAUACUCAAAGGAGCAACGGAGGACAUCGAACAACCUAGCACGAUCGAAGACAUCAAGAACCAUGCCGUACCCCGUACCAACCCGGUCAAUCUCAUAUUUGUGCUCGCGCAAUAUGCCCCCAAGAUUUCCGAGAUACAUUUCUAUCCUCCGCGCGAUUUCUUUGACUUGGUCAUGCGAAGCACCCUGAGCAGCAGAAGUCGCGCAACAGCGUUUUUGUGGCUCAUGUGGUGGUAUCUCGAGAGCGAUUUCUCAUCAGAGGCUGCGUUGAACAAUCCUUUUGGAUCUGGCCUGCCAGGGACCGAAGGUGAUGCUACUGGUGGCAUGCCGAUCAAAUGCCCAGCUUUCAAGCAUCUUACGGACGACGAAGUCGCGUUAGAGAAUGUUGACACGGACGAAGAGAAGAACUUCGGCGAUGUAAAGAGGAAGGAGAGAAUCGCGAUUCUUGCAAGUGACAUGGCCCCUGUCGUUACUGGACCCAAACGCACGGGCAAAAAAGCUUUCAAUCAGAACCCUGUCUUCUCGGUCCUCGCAGAUGACGGAGCUUCCACACCAGGUCGAGAUCAUCACUCUCCAUCUCAUGGUUCUUCGAAGGGUGGGCGCAAGCCAAUGUCGCACGCGAAGUCUCUCGCAUUGGACUAUGCGUCUGACACUGAUCGCACACGAUCUCCGUCUCCACACCAGAUGGCAAACUUCAUCUAUGGUGGCAUGACUGACAAGAAGAGCACUCCAAACAUGCGAAUUAACACCCUCCUAAACGAUGAGACUCCGUCGGUCUCUACUCCUCCAAAAGGCCCUGGCCGUGGCAACUGGUCUCGGAACCGCAACAACGGUACAGUGGGACGGAACGCUUUCAAAAACAAGCUAGAAGCAAGCCAGGACGGCACUUCUCCUUCUACCAACGGUCCCACCGUCUCCCUUCAUACUAGCGGUCCUCAUGGCUUCUAUCUUCCCCUUAACGGCUCAGAUCCCUCGCACAAGCGCUCUCGCCCGCUAACCCAACACCAACUCGCAGUCGAGCAAUUCCGACGUAAACGCGUUGAAGUGAUCCUCGACCGCGGUCUCCGCGAGCAGUACAAAGUCGCCAAGCGACGACGCGAAAAUAAAGGCGCAUUCUGGCUCGCAUGGCUGCGAUGCAAGCUCUUGCCAGACGGCUACGACACCGACGAGGACGAGAGUGACCAAGCUGCCCAUUACGGAGACUCAGAUAUCGGUGCCCAUGGCAAGCAUAUUCCGCUCGGCUUUGGUGGCCUACUACCCGUCCGCGACGCUGAGAAGGUCGACUGCGGCGAGGAAGCCUACAAUCGCGCAAAGAUUAUGAAUCGCGUUGCAAGGCGGCUGGAGCGCUGGGAGGGCGGCGUUGAGGCCGUCAAGCGGAAGAAGAAGAAUGGGGCCGAGCUCGUGUGGGUGGAUGCGGAAGGCGAUCGCGACGAGCGUGGCGAUAGUCAGAUGGAUUAUGACAACGGCGACGGCGAUGUCGACGAUCAGAUGGAUGAGGAUGAUCGGGAGAUGCUGGAGGCUGCUGGUGUGUACGAUAGCGAAGAUGAGCAGAUGGAUGACUAUGAUCGUGAGCUUGAGGCGGCGGAGCAAAGCUAA
Mytilinidion resinicola is the source of this 2271-nucleotide messenger RNA. RefSeq lists its product as uncharacterized. Lineage: Eukaryota; Fungi; Ascomycota; Dothideomycetes; Mytilinidiales; Mytilinidiaceae. The record is from RefSeq and is a predicted model, not a curated record. Gene Ontology annotation, cellular component: Ino80 complex. The coding region runs from base 1 to 2271 and encodes 756 amino acids. The transcript is spliced from 5 exons.